AUGGCUGACCACGCGACUGCCGCUCUCAUGGCGGAGCCGACGUUGAAGGAGGCAGCAGCAGCUGUCUUCAACGAAGAGGAGUGCACUGCCUUAAAGGCCAAUCUACGGGCUGAGCAGAUAGCACAGGCCAAGUAUCUGCGCGCUCACCCAGAGAUCCACAAAGCCGUGCAGGAGGGACUAGCAAGGGUACUGCAGUCCCAGCCGGAGGACCCAGUGACCUUUCUGACUCAGUACUUUCUGAGUGAAGAGUUCCUGCACCAGCGACAGCCGUGA
Messenger RNA from Leishmania braziliensis MHOM/BR/75/M2904, 273 nucleotides. RefSeq lists its product as hypothetical. The record is from RefSeq and is a predicted model, not a curated record. The transcript has a single exon. Bases 1 to 273 code for a protein of 90 amino acids. Lineage: Eukaryota; Euglenozoa; Kinetoplastea; Trypanosomatida; Trypanosomatidae.